Molecule: messenger RNA, 996 nt
Organism: Zophobas morio
Lineage: Eukaryota; Metazoa; Arthropoda; Insecta; Coleoptera; Tenebrionidae
Product: zinc finger protein 142-like
Exons: 1
Coding region: 1-996 (331 amino acids)
Biological process (GO): regulation of transcription by RNA polymerase II
Molecular function (GO): RNA polymerase II transcription regulatory region sequence-specific DNA binding; DNA-binding transcription factor activity, RNA polymerase II-specific
Source: RefSeq, a predicted model, not a curated record
AUGGAAGCUUAUCACUGUGAAGACUGUGAUUUUAAGACGGAAUUGCUAUUUGUGCUUAAACAACACAUUAAUAAACAUCACCGCCCUCAGAGAGAAUCUAGUGAGGAAACAUUUAGUGAUGAAACAUCUAAUGAUGAAACAUCUAGUGAUGAAACAUCUAGUGAGGAUUCCAGCAAAGAAAACUACGGUUGCGCCAAAUAUUACUUUGAGCCAAAUCUGUCGUUAAAGUUGUUUCAGCAUACUUCAGCAUGCACGGAAACGAAAGAAAAUCCUCAAAGUGUGAAUUCUUUGAAAGAGAGUGCCACAUACAGUUCCGACUUCAACCAGACUGACGAAAUACCUUGGUAUUAUUGCGACAAAUGUCUCUACAAAUGUAAAAUCAAAACAAAUUUAACUCGUCACCUUAGAUUUUUCCAUUCGCACAGGUGGUAUGCAUGCGACAAAUGUCCAUAUAAAACUAGAUAUAAAUCCGCUUUAAAAAUUCAUAUAAAUAGAAUACACUUAAAUGAACAAGAUGUUGAAUGGUACAAGUGCCAAAAAUGUCCAUUCAAGACCAAAACAAAAUAUAAUUUAAGACAACACACAAAGAACUUACACUUCAACGACGAAGAUGUUAAGUGGUACAAAUGCAAACAGUGUUGUUUCCAAACUAAGCAUAAAGAAUACAUAAAGGUACACCAACAUGUGAAACAUCUAGACGAAGAAAAAAUUAAAUGGUAUGAAUGUGAAAAUUGCCCAUUCAAAGCCAAAUUUGCAUCGUACUUAAAAAGACAUGUACUUAUUUAUCAUUCGGAUGAAAAAGAAGGUAAAUGGUACGCAUGUACGACCUGUUCAUUUAAAAGUAGAUGUGGGUUUGAUUUAAGUAAGCAUUUGAUGAUCCAUUCGAAGAUCAAAUCGUAUCAGUGCGACUAUUGUUCAUUUAAGUCGAAAUACAAUUAUUGUUUAAAGCGUCAUAUAAAUAAUCGUCAUAAGAAUGGAACGGAUGUUAAGGAGUAA